UGGGGGAAUAGCUUGCGAGAAAUCCACAAGUCACUCGGUCUGAUACACACGUAUUUCCACAGCUGGUUGUAUCUACUCUUCUCUAGGAUUACUUGACAUGCCAGCUGCGAACAUGACUGAAACAUGCCAAGUUCAGUCUUGCAGUGUUUGAAACGAGUCGUUUCGGAACAGUCGCGUGUUAUUUUCGGUAAAUCAUGAGUCGGGUAAGAUUUCUGUGACUGAUCAGUGGUGAGCUGUAGGCCCUUCCGUAAUGCCUCGGACUGUCGUGAGAUCCUGAGCCGAUCAGAGCUGCGCAUCACACCGCUGAAUCAUCAAGGCUGGUCGUUCUCCAGCGAGAGAGAAAGAGACACAUUGAGUUUAUGAAGGAAACAUGCACCCGCCAUCGAAGAGGGAUUUUGUGUCUCUGACUCUGGGCGACAGUGUCGGUUACACGAACGCCAAGCAGUGGCGCCGGCAGUCCUGCUGGAGGAGAUGGAAGCAGCUGUCCAGAUUGCAGCGUAGCCUGAUCCUGUUUACAUUGAUGCUGCUGCUUGUUUGUGGAAUAGCAACAUCUCCCACUCUCAUAGAACACUGGAGAGAUGGGGGAAAUGGCGAGGAUGGAAAACAGACAUUUGUUUUGGACUUGAAAAAUGAGUACAAGGCCAUUCUUCCGGAGAUGCCCUCUGAGAAAAAGGGCUAUCGUAGACGUGGACCACCUGUCUUGCAAAACCGUUUACAAAGCAAAACGAAUGUGUCUGGUCUUUUGGAGAAAGAAAAUCAUGGACCAAAUCUGAAGAAUGUGGAUAAAGGAUCUGAGGAAGAAAAGCCAAUUGUUAGGCAUGGAGAGGUAAUAGACCAAGAACAAGCGUUUGAAAACCACGCAGACCCAUCUUUAUUAGCACUUGCUGAGAGCAGGCUUGAGGCUGUAAGGGAAGCAUUUAGACAUGCCUGGAAGGGUUACAAAGAUUUCGCCUGGGGUCACGAUGAGCUCAAACCCGUCUCUAAAUCAUAUGGAGAGUGGUUUGGACUUGGGCUAACUCUGAUUGAUGCUCUGGACACUAUGUGGAUCUUGGGUCUAAAAGAAGAGUUUGCAGAGGCCAGGGAAUGGGUGGCCAAAGAACUGUCCUUCGAUAAGGACGUAGAAGUAAAUCUGUUUGAGAGCACCAUUCGUAUCCUGGGUGGCCUGCUGAGCACUUACCAUCUGACUGGAGACUCAAUGUUCCUGGAUAAAGCUAAAGAUAUUGGCUCUAGACUGAUGCCCGCCUUCAACACGCCAUCUAAAAUCCCUUACUCUGAUGUGAAUAUCGGAAAGGGGACGGCACACCCGCCUCGGUGGACCUCAGACAGCACCGUGGCUGAGGUCACAAGUAUUCAGCUAGAGUUCAGAGAGCUCAGCCGACUCACAGGAGACCCCAAAUUCAAGCUGGCAGUGAUGGAGGUGAUGAGACGGGUCCAUAAACUGGAUGGGAAGCAGGAUGGCUUAGUACCCAUGUUCAUCAAUACCAACAACGGGCAGUUUACCCACCAGGGCAUAUACACGCUGGGAGCCAGGGCAGACAGCUACUACGAGUACCUGCUGAAGCAGUGGAUUCAGGGAGGCAAGAAUGAGAAAGAAUUGCUGGAGGACUAUCUGCAGGCUGUGGAGGGGAUAAAGAAGAACCUGCUGAGAAAGACUACUCCUCUAGGCCUCACGUUUGCUGGAGAGUUGACCCAUGGACAGUUGAGUCCCAAAAUGGACCACUUGGUAUGUUUCCUGCCUGGCACACUAGCACUGGGAGCACAUCACGGUCUUCCUGCCGACCACAUGGAGCUGGCAAAACAACUGAUCGAAACUUGUUACCAGAUGUACGUUCAGAUGGAGACAGGUCUGAGCCCAGAGAUAGUUCACUUCAACAUGCAUGACGGCAGCACAAAAGAUGUAGAUGUAAAGAUUGCUGACAGGCACAACCUUCUACGUCCAGAGACUGUGGAGAGCCUCUUCUACUUGUACAGAUUCACCAAGGAUAAGAAGUAUCAGCAGUGGGGCUGGGAGAUCUUACAGAACUUCAAUAAAUACACCAGGGUUUCCACCGGAGGUUAUACGUCCAUAAACAACGUUCGCGACCCAGCCUAUCCGAACCCUCGAGACAAAAUGGAGAGCUUCUUCCUGGGUGAGACGCUUAAAUACUUUUACCUGCUGUUUUCAGAAGACCCCAACCUCAUCAGCCUAGACAAGUAUGUCUUCAACACCGAGGCUCAUCCUCUACCCGUAUGGCCAGACGAAGAGUAAUGGACCCACAGGCAUACAUGCAUAACCAAACACAUCUCUCUCAGGGCCAUGAGCACACACAGAUCCUACUCUGUCCUUUUGAUAUCUCCUUUUCUACACCGGGAAUUCUCUUUAUAGUUGAAACGCUUAUGAGAGCCAUGACAAAAUCAAUGUAAUAGUACAAACGAUCAGUCUGUAUGUUUCUGUUAAUGGAAUUUCUGACUGUAACUGUAUUUAUUCUAUAAAGGAUAAUAACAAAGGUUUUCAAGCAUUGUCUGUGCUGCUUGAUUUUAAAGCACACAUCUGUUGUUAUUGUGGAUAGUAGGCAGAUGUGAUCUCUGUAUGAGAGGUACAAAUGAUGUCUCAUUUAGCCCACUGAAUCAGUGUGUGCAUUUUGCAGUCUUCUCAGCCCACACACAGACAAACAAACAUCAUUCAUACUGUGAAACAUUACAGGGACUGCAAGCACUUUAUGAUGUUUAUAGGGGUUUUCGUGUUUGUAUUUUUAUUAAAGACCUGCUGCUGUUUAUGUUGUUGGGGGGGUUAGGGGGUCUUUUAUCAUUAUUUGAUUAUUCACUAUUUUCCUUUGUAAAUUUUUUUUAAAUAAAUUGUGAUUUACGGUAACAAAUACAAUAAUGAUGAGACUGCAUUCAGUCUAGUGUAAAUCAUUUAACUUAUGAUUAAGCAAAUCCUUUACGACAAGAAAAGGAAAAUGCACUGUACAUUCCAAGGUUCUCUGUGCAUUUUACUAUUUUAAAAUUUCUUUUGAUCUUAAAACUAAACCUGCUGUGAAGGAUUUGACUGCCAUUUUUGUGUACAUUUUGUGUACAGUGUUUGUUAAAAGGUUUAUUAUUAUGAUUACAUAUGAAAUAUAUAGUUUUGAUGUUAAGGUUUUCUAGCAGGUGCUUGUAUGAACCUGUAUUCUUAUUCCACAUUUAUAUUUAGUUUGGUCUUAUGUUAUUAGAUAAUCUUUGUGUAGAAAUGUAAGUACUGUAAUGGAGUGUUAGUCAAGCACAAUAUUUAAAAAUCAAGAGUCUAUAUUAUGUACACUGUCAAGAAUAAAGUUACAAAGCUGUCACUGGGGCAGUACCCUUUAAAAAAGGUCCUAAUAUGUAUAAUUUAGGUACAAACAUGUAUCUUUGAACUGCCAAUAUGUACCUUUGAAGUACUAAUAUGCUCUCUUUGGGUACAAAGGUGUAACAUUUUGAAAGGGUACUGUCCCAGUGACAACUUUUGUACCUUUAUUUCUGAGAGUGUACUUCUAUCGCUUUAUCAGGGGACCUACGUCAGAUGUGAUUGUCAGUAGUAUUUUUGUAUGACCUUAUGACAUGAUGUGUAAAAUUGUUGGCUAAACAUAUGGUAGGGUAGGUAAUACUUGGUAAGAGAUUUUAUGAUUACUUUUUUCUUGAAACUUAAAAGUUCUUCACUUAAUUUUUUUGUCGCAGGAAGUUCGUUCUUCUCUGCUGAUUUUGGGGAAUGAGGGGAAAUAAAUGCUCUUUUGUGCACAAAAUGUCUUAAGGUAACUGAUAAUAGGUGGGGCAAAUUGUUUUAAUCAUCUAUUGUACUAUUAUGAAUAUACCCACUGUGUGUAACGAUCACAUGUAUUAUGUAAAAAUUUUUUUGAAAAUUUAAAUCUCACCGUGCCGAAUCUUUUGCUUAUUUUUAUCUAGCCCGAGUUUUGUGUAGGUGGUGUGUACAGUAGCCAUUACAGAUUAUGAUGAUGAUGAUUAAGGGCUGAGCAUAAGCUGGUUAGUCAGUGUCGUGUUGUGUGUGAUGUUAUGUUUCACGUGUGCCUUUGAAUCCAUGCUGAGCAAUGAUGAGAAAUGUCUAUUUUAAAUCCUGAGAUUUGUUUUUAUCUAAAGCUAUUUUUAUCAUCUCAUGCCUGAUGUAUAGCUAUUUACAAUUGAUCUUUUUGUGAAUAAACACUUGUGAUUAUAUUACAGUC
Messenger RNA from Misgurnus anguillicaudatus (oriental weatherfish), 4172 nucleotides. RefSeq names its product mannosidase, alpha, class 1B, member 1b (gene man1b1b). Gene Ontology annotation, biological process: carbohydrate metabolic process; mannose trimming involved in glycoprotein ERAD pathway. The record is from RefSeq and is a predicted model, not a curated record. Gene Ontology annotation, molecular function: calcium ion binding; mannosyl-oligosaccharide 1,2-alpha-mannosidase activity. NCBI's taxonomy places the organism in Eukaryota, Metazoa, Chordata, Actinopteri, Cypriniformes, Cobitidae. Gene Ontology annotation, cellular component: membrane; endoplasmic reticulum.